CAGCCGACAUGCGCAGUUAGAGGGUAUUGUGGGUAACUGCUUAUCGUACAGAGGAGUGCGUUGGCGUCUCUGUUCGUCCCAUUUGUGGAGUCCGUGGCUUGGUGUGACGACCUGAGUGGUUCUGCUGGCCUUGUGGCACUGUGAGGUGACGAGUGAGGCGGGGAGGAGACAUGGAGAGGAACACAGGAACAGAUACAGAGCAGAGCAUACGUAUUCUCAAAGGUAUGAAUGUCCUGAACUGUGCUGCCUUGUUCACCCUCCUGACUCUCUCCAGCCAGCCCUGCGGAACCCCAACACUGGUAGCUACGAAUCAUCACGCUGGUCUUCGCAAGGAUAUAAGGAUGUGGGCUUGUCUCCUCACCUGCCUGUACUGUGUCGUGGCAGCCUCCAACUCAGAAGAGGAGAGAGAGAGUCACGAGUACUUGUCACUGAGUAACUGUACAAAUGGUGACUCGUCCAGUGUUGACACCUCAACGGUCCGCUUCACUGUGGCCGGUAGGAUCAACAGACCUUACUGUGACGGGUGCGGGGAGUCACAGGUGGAUGCGGGGAGGAUUGUAGGGGGACGGCCGGCCUCUGUGGGGGAGUACCCGUGGAUGGCGUACCUCGAGAUUGGCUGCGGGGGGACGUUGAUUAAGAGACAGUGGGUUCUUACAGCCGCCCACUGCUACUACGACCUGAACAAUCCCACAAAAUACAAGAUCACUCUGGGCAAGACCGACAUAAGCACCAAUCCCUCGGGCAGCCUCACUCUGAAGCCCAUUAAGGUCAUUAUUCACAACAAGUACAACCCAUUCAACUAUGAAAACGACAUCGCCCUCCUGAAGCUGCCUUACCCCGUCACCUUCACGGACACCAUCAAGCCCCUGUGUGUGGCUCAGGACAAGGACAUCCCCUUCGGCAGCACCUCGGUAGCCACAGGAUGGGGCGUGAAGAAGUUUGGCGCCAUCAAACUCCCGAAGGUGAUGCAUGAGGUGACCCUGGACGUGAUCAGUGAGAAGCGAUGCAAAUCCCUCGCCGGUGCCAACAAAAGGUACUUCAUCUGUGGCCUUACCAAGAAGAAGGACACGUGCCAGGGUGACAGCGGCGGACCCCUCAUGGUGGAGGUGGGCGCGGGGAAGUGGGCGCAGGUGGGCAUCGUGAGCCAUGGGGAGGGCUGCGCCUUGAAGAAUUCCCCCGGGGUGUACACAAGGGUGCCUGCUUACCUCUCCUGGAUCGCCUCCAAGACAAAAUCCAAGAACUGUUAGUGGAGUGACCCCGGGGUGUACACGAGGGUGCCUGCUUACCUCUCCUGGAUCACCUGCAAGACAAACUCCAAGAACUGUUAGUGGAAUGACCCUCCCAGCCUCGCCGUGGUCUAAUUCUGCCUCGUCCUGCCUUGAUCACUGCCUUAUCUUGCUUUUCUCAUCUGCCACGUUACGCCUCGUCCUGGUCCAGUUAUUCCUGCCUCGUCCUUCUUUCUGUCUCACCCUGCCUCGUCCAGCUCUUGUCCUAACGACCAUCAGCCUCGUCCUGCAUAUCUUAGCUUAUCUUGCCUUCUCUUAUCUAACCUUACUUAACCUAACAUCACCUCACCUCACCUGUGUUACUCUCGCAGUCUCAUCUUACCUUACCUUAACCAUGUCACGUAACCUCACUGAACCUUACCUCACCUUACCUCACCUAACCUUACCUAACCUCAUCUCACCAGUGCCCCCUUCCCUUCCCUCCCAUCCUCUCCCCUUCCUCUUCCUCCCACCAUAGCGCAGAAGGCAACCCGCUGAGAUAAGGAAUCGUGCAGUGAAGGGAAGUUGAUGAUGAUUAGCCAGCCACCUCCCGUUUUUCAUUUAUCUUCCCACGGUUAUGUCACUCCCUCUGUGUGUGUGUGUGUGUGUGUGUGUGUGUGUGUGUGUGUGUGGACCAAGUAAUUAUCAUAAACUUUACAUAUUUAAGCUCACUCUGGCAUCAUAAUAAUUAGGAGACACCACCACCACCACCACCACCACCACGUGUGUAUUUCAUAGCAUUACCAAAGGUCCGGAGAGAACACUACGACUUUCAGCUUUAUAUGUUAAUUUAUGCCCUCUAAAAAUAAAGAGAGA
Scylla paramamosain (green mud crab) is the source of this 2081-nucleotide messenger RNA. RefSeq names its product serine protease 33-like. Gene Ontology annotation, biological process: proteolysis. NCBI's taxonomy places the organism in Eukaryota, Metazoa, Arthropoda, Malacostraca, Decapoda, Portunidae. The coding region runs from base 171 to 1247 and encodes 358 amino acids. The transcript is spliced from 10 exons. The record is from RefSeq and is a predicted model, not a curated record. Gene Ontology annotation, molecular function: serine-type endopeptidase activity.